Tuber melanosporum (Perigord truffle) is the source of this 1529-nucleotide messenger RNA. RefSeq lists its product as uncharacterized. The transcript has 7 exons. Gene Ontology annotation, biological process: NAD+ metabolic process; quinolinate biosynthetic process; L-tryptophan catabolic process. Gene Ontology annotation, molecular function: FAD binding; NAD(P)H oxidase H2O2-forming activity; kynurenine 3-monooxygenase activity. Gene Ontology annotation, cellular component: mitochondrial outer membrane. Lineage: Eukaryota; Fungi; Ascomycota; Pezizomycetes; Pezizales; Tuberaceae. The record is from RefSeq and is a predicted model, not a curated record. Bases 147 to 1529 code for a protein of 460 amino acids.
CGGUAAAUUUACUGUGCGGUAACUUUCCAUCCAAUUGCACUAACUCGCCACUUAAGUUAGUGCACGGAAUAUUCCGCAUUCUGAUCCGGUGAUUUUCCUUCCUAACGGACAGUCUAUUGUCAAACAGAAACAAAAAAGAAACAAAAAUGGAUUCUCUUGCAAGGAAGGUCAUUGUAGUAGGAGCUGGGCCAGUGGGAGCCCUCGCCGCGUUGUACUUUUCGCAUGCAGGGUGGGAGGUCGAGGUUUAUGAGCUUCGGGGUGACCUCCGCCUUCCGGAAAACCUUUCCUUGAAUUUCAGCAAGAGCAUCAACCUCGCCCUCUCGGAGCGUGGAAUCAAUGGACUCCGGAAUUUGGGCGAUGGGGGGAAACUCCUCGAUGAGGUGCUAUCCAUGACGAUACCUAUGUACGGCCGCAUGAUACAUACCGGGGUGCCUGGUGAGAAGGGGGAAAGUCAGAAGUACGAUGUUCGUGGAAGGUUUAUUCGUUCAGCAGACCGGGCGAGACUUAAUGUCCAGCUGCUGGACGCUUUGGUGUUGAAGGAUGUUAAGCUGUUUUUCCACCAUGGGUUGAGGGGGCUCAACCUCGAUGAUCGGACGGCGGAGUUUGAGAUGAUUGGGACUGGGGAGAGAGUUACGGUCGGGGCGGAUUUGAUUAUUGGAGCGGAUGGGGCACAUUCCGCUACUCGAAGGUUACUGCAGAAGAGUGUUCGUAUGUAUUUCGAGCAGGUAUAUAUUGAGACUCUAUGGCAGGAAUACGAGAUUCCGCCGGAUAAGGAGACUGGGGACUUUAAGAUUGAUGCGAAUCAUUUGCAUAUCUGGCCGAAGAAAGAUUUUAUGUUUAUUGCUAUUCCUAGCAUUGAUAAAACGUUCACUUGCACAUUGUUCAUGGAGCAGUGGAGAUUUGACGCUAUCGGGGAAAGUAGGGAGAAUCUACUCGCUUUCUUUAGGGAGAACUUUGAGGAAGUGAUCGAUCUUGUGGGCGAGGAUAGCUUAGUUGAGCAGUACCUGAGCCACCAAAGACUGCCGUUGAUCAGUAUUAAGUGCCGGCCAUAUCACUACAAAGAUCGCUGCGUGAUAAUCGGCGACGCCGCCCAUGCAAUGGUCCCCUUCUACGGCCAAGGCAUGAACGCAGGGUUCGAAGAUGUGAGUGUGCUUUUUGAGCACAUCAGAAGACACCCGGACUCCAUGGCCGAUGCCCUAGCCUCGUACUCCGCGUACAGAAUGCCGGACGGCCACAUGAUCAACGAACUUGCGAUGCAAAACCACAUCGAGAUGCGCGCCGCCGUCACCUCGAAGGGCUACCUUUUCAGAAAAGCUAUCGAGGAGGCAUUGUACGCAUAUGUGCCCUGGCUUGGAGUCAGGACGAUGUACAGCAUGAUCAGUUUCUCGAACAUCAGGUACACGGAGGUGGUCAAUAGGACGAGGCGGCAGAGAGUGUGGCUGAAUGCUGUUGCAACGGCCCUGCUUGUUGGGGGUGUUAUGAGCGGUCUGUGGGGAGCUAAUAGACUUGGGUUGAGGAAAGUGGGUUAG